AUGAAAUUGAAAUUGAUCAUAAAUGGCACAGAGGCCAAUGAUGAUUACAAAUUGCUUAAAACAACUAUUUCUACAGUGGCAUCAAUCAGAAAGACUUUUAUUUUAAAAUUUGAUAGCGAAAGACUAGUUAUAAUAUCAACACCUAAAUCGAUAUCAGUUAAUAAUGGUACAGUUUUACAACAAGAUGUUGGUCAACUUUGGUGCACAAUACCGCGAGAUGUUUUCAAAUUAUAUAACGUUAAAUCUGCUAGAGAUUUAAAUAAUAUAACGAUGGAGAGUAAUAGUGAUUCGUUAUCGAAUGUAUUCAAAAGAUAUGAUAAAGUGAUAAACCAAGGUUCAUCAACUAAUAUGACUAUUAAACUUCAAGAUAUGCCUGAAUGGAACUUGAAACAAAAUUCGAUUCCUGGCUAUGAGGAGAACACAAGACCUAAUCCAGUAUGCGCGUUAGCAAUUACAUUCGAAGAGAUUGUAAAUACCAGCGGACCAGAAUUUUCUGCGAUGAAUCAUGAGAACGAUAUGAUUGAUGAUAACAUGGCUGUCGCAACAAGUAAUAGCAACAAGGUUAUUGUACAUUCUUUCAAAAUUCCAGUUAAGUUGCUAUUUAAAACUCAAGUUGCGAGAAUACAAGAGCCAAUGAUAAAUUAUGAAAAUUUAAUAAUGUACAACUUACCAUCAAUGACAGAAGAAUUUGGUAGCGGAUUCUAUAAUUUUAUGAGAAGAGUAGAAAGGUACAGUAACGUCAAUCAUAUACGGCUAAGUGGCGCUAUUAAAAAAGAUAAAAGAGCUGAUGAUAAUUCUGAUAACUUAGCCGAUUUAAAAAUUAUUAUAAAUGAAUUGGAUUGGCAUUUGGAGAUUUGUUGGAAUGGUCCAUUAAAUUAUAGCUGCAAUUUACUAGGACAAGAUGAGACUGAACCAUCGUCGAACGCACAGCAAUCCCAAAACAUUCUGAAUAGCAAUAAUGACGAAAACAUAAGAGAUACUCCCAUUAAUGGACAAUUGAAUAUAGAAAAUAGUCUUGAAGUUGAAGAUAGUGCAAUUGGAACUCUGAUGAAUUCAAAAUCACAUGAUACAGAGACUAACAACAAUACCCAAAUAAAUUAUGGAAUGGAUGACAUUGCAAAAAUGAUUCAAGAAAAGGAAGCUAAUGAAUCAUUAACACAUGAGGUAAUUAUAAAAAGUAAAGAUUGGAAAGUGUGUAGUAAAUUAUACAGUGCAUUUGAGGAAGUAAUACUGGCAAUAUCUCAUAAUGAUUCCUGUGCCUUUCACUGCUCAUUAGAUAGAGGAAAUGUGGAUACAGGAAACAAUGAUUCAGCUUCUGAACAACCGCGAGAGAGAGGCCAAAUUAUAUAUUAUAUGGCCAGAUCUAAAGCUAUUUAG
Molecule: messenger RNA, 1377 nt
Organism: Tetrapisispora phaffii CBS 4417
Lineage: Eukaryota; Fungi; Ascomycota; Saccharomycetes; Saccharomycetales; Saccharomycetaceae
Gene: MEC3
Product: Mec3p
Exons: 1
Coding region: 1-1377 (458 amino acids)
Biological process (GO): telomere maintenance; double-strand break repair via homologous recombination; meiotic DNA integrity checkpoint signaling
Cellular component (GO): site of double-strand break; checkpoint clamp complex
Source: RefSeq, a predicted model, not a curated record